CAAGAGCAUUUCCUUUCCUUUAUCCUUUUUGAUGUGGAUCUCUUGGUCAGAGCUUGACUCUUCCCGAUGAAAGCGCUGUCCGUCGUGCCUUUGAUGGGAUUGCAGAGUUCCAGGAUCUUUGGGCUGAGCGAUAUGGUCGCUUUGCAGGUGGAUUUGCCACCAGACGUUCAAAGGAUGUUUGAAGAGAUGUGCGAACUAGAAGGGGUGAGCCAGACUGAAAUGCUGACCCGAUGGAUAGAUGCUCGAUGGGAAGCGAUGGGAUACAAGGACUCUGAUUUGGAAAGAGAAGAGGUGGCCCAGGAUACUGCUAGUGAAUCAGAGGCUGACAGCUGUAAAGGCGAAGCAUGCCUGGAGAAGGGCCAAGACAAGCCGCACCUUGAAAGCACCGCUUCACAGGAUGCAACAGAAGAAGAUGAAGAGGAGAGCGAGGAAAAUGAGGAGAACUCUCAGACCACGAACGAGCAUCAGUUUUGUAAUGUUUCGUUUGUGGGUUCUCGUGGCUGCACAGGAAGAUGCCAUGCCCGACAUAGACACCUGGAUGCAGCGGUAUGGCAGUGAAGACUUGCGGUAAAGUCUCUGGUGCGAGCGCACGGACACUGGGACGAUGACCUUCCAAGUUGAAGCCAGUGAGGUGUGAACCGGCAGCCAGUUCUGGCUCAUUGGGCCCGACGAAAUUGCAG
Durusdinium trenchii is the source of this 680-nucleotide messenger RNA. The record is from the annotation of a GenBank genome assembly. NCBI's taxonomy places the organism in Eukaryota, Dinophyceae, Suessiales, Symbiodiniaceae.